AUGCUUGCUCACAUUCUUGAAAGAAAAUACAUGUUCCUCAUAUGUAAUCUCAUCCUUGCAUUUCUAGCAAACACCACUUCCUCUUCUUCUGAUCACUUUGAGUAUUUUCAAUCUCAAUUUUCCAAUGAUUUUGUGGUUGAUAUUGAAGAUGAACAUGAAGUGCAAGCAAUGAAAAAGGAAGAAGUAUUUUAUGAGCAAUUAGUGUCAUCAGAAGAAGAAGGAAGUUCAGAGGAUGAAGCUGCAAUUCAAGAAGAAGAAGAAGAAUUAGGAGAUAUUAAUAGAGAUGAACUCAACCGAAGGUUUGAAGAGUUUAUAAGGAAAAUGAAAGAGGAGAUUAUGAUUGAACCCAAAACACACCCAAUUGCAAUCUAG
Molecule: messenger RNA, 372 nt
Organism: Vicia villosa (hairy vetch)
Lineage: Eukaryota; Viridiplantae; Streptophyta; Magnoliopsida; Fabales; Fabaceae
Exons: 1
Coding region: 1-372 (123 amino acids)
Source: RefSeq, a predicted model, not a curated record